AUUGUGUAACAUCCUAUGGCAGUGAAAGCUGGGAUGCCUGGAACUCCUCACAUGACUAGUUUAUGCAUGAACAGCUGGAUUUGAUCACUAGAAAACCCACUGGUUGGAGCAAACAAGCAUUCUUCACUUAGUGUUUUCCAAAGGCUCGCUGUGCUAAUGAGAUUUUGCCACAGUAACCAAUUUCAAUUGCUGUGCCCCCCGACAGAUUCCAACUCUUUGUGCUGUACUGUAAAAUCGACCACAGUUACCCCAAGGUUUCUUGGGUGAUCUUUUCUUCCUCUUUGUUUCCCAGCUGUCCCUGCCACCCCCAGUGACCUGGUAGCAUCAUGACAUCUCAAGCCAGCUCCUUGUUAGUUCUCUGCUUUAUGAGUUUUCUUCUUCAGCCACAAGAUGCCCAAGACCCAGAAAUGAUUCAAUACAUCUACCGACGCUUUCAGAUCUUAGAGCGAGGGCUGGAAAAAUGUCGCCAAGAUACAAGGGCAUAUAUUCAAGAAUUCCAGGACUUCUCAAAGAAGGUUUCUGCGGACAUGGAGAGAUGUCAUCUUUAUAAGACUGAAUAUAAGAAUGAAGUGGAUCACUUGGGGGGAAGAGUUGAAAGAGCCCAACGUGAGAUUGACUACCUAGAAUACAUUAGGACAUCUGAGACUUGUAUUGAAGAGGAUAAGACUGUGAUGGAAAAGCAGAUUAAAGACUCUGAAGAAGAGCAAAAGAUCAAGACUCUCCUCAACACAAUCUGUGACAACAUGUUGAUGGGCAUAAAGUCAAUGAAGAUUACAAAGACAACCAGAGACACGCAUGGUUCUUGGAUGAGAGAUGCUAGCAAUAAUUCUCCCAAGAUUUAUUUCUUAAGUGGCUCCAGGAACAACACCGUAUGGGAAUUUGCCAACAUGAAGGCAUUCAUGGAAGGCAAGCCCACACCCCGGAAGUUUGUCCUGAUGUUGUCCUGGCAGGGGACUGGACAAGUGAUCUCUCAAGGCUUCUUGUUCUUCCACAAGCACGACACCCCCAAUGAGAUCAUCAAAUACAACCUCCAAAAAAGGAGCGUAGAGGAUCGGAUGCUCCUCCCAGGGGGCCGCGGCACCCCUGUCUAUCAGCAUGCCCCUUGGACUCAGGUCGACCUGGCUGUGGAUGAGCAUGGACUCUGGGCCAUCCACACAGAGUUAGACCACCUCAUCAUCACCAAGAUAGACCCUGAAACAAUGGCCGUGGAGCACAGCUGGAUCUCCUCCUGCAGCAGCAGAGAUGCUGAGGCAGCCUUUCUCGUGUGUGGGGUCCUCUAUGUGGUAUACAGCGGGAGCCGCCAAGGCUCCCACAUCAUCAACUGUGUCUACGAUGCCCUGGGGAACAUCAGCAAGCUGGACAUUCCCGCCUUGGUCUUCCCCAAGCGGCAGAGGAUCCACUCUGUGAUCCACUACAAUCCCCAGGAGAAACUGCUCUAUGCUUGGAACGAUGGAAGCCAAAUCAUCUACAAGCUCCAGACCCAAAGAAAACAGGCAGGACCAUAGGAAAUGUGGCCGGGGAAGCCAGGUUUGUUUCUGAGCGACAGUUGUUGACUAGAGGAGAUUGUUAAAGGAUGCUCCGGGCUUCAGGGCUCUGAAUGAGAAAGCAGUAAACAGAUAUAUCUUCCCUCUAAAAUUAUUUAGACAUAAAGUCUAGAAGUAAGGCUGCAUAUAUAAGCCAUCUUUUUUUUUCUUAAUUGAACUUAUUAUUUCAUUGGAACUUCCAAAAGGAAGCCAUCUCUACCAAUGUAGAUGCCAACAUACUCCAGAAUUGGGUCCCAAGAUGGAGCGAGUAGGGUUCCCUCAAUUCCCAUCAUUAAUCACAAAUCUAAACUCCCUCAGAGUCCAUGUAUUUACAUACACACACUUUGCUUAUUUCUUUAACUUCCUUAGAGAUAUACAGAUAUACUGCAUCCUUAGAGAUGCCGUAAUGGGAUCACUCAGUCAAAGAAUAUGAACCAUUUAAUCCCCUUUUCAUAUAAAUUAUGUUGAAAUACUUCUUUCGUGGCUCUACCAAUAACAUAUCAGUACACCUAUAUUUUUAAUAGCCCCUCCAAUACUAGGGAUCCCCAUCUAUCAAUUUGUCUGCGUGUUCAUCUGCAUUUCUCUUCCUGUAAGUAGUCUGGAGCAUGUUUUGAUUUCAUUUUUUGAAAUUUCCAAUUCUAUAGAAAAUGGCUUGGCUGUGUAUCUAAUAAGGAGCUACCAUAAUAUUCUGCUUGUACUUCUCUCUCAUAUUCCUUAUUACACUCUACCGCACACUUUAGCUAUUUGUAUUCAUGAGAUCCUUGAGGGCAGAAACUGUGUUUUCAACUCAAUUCAAUAAAUUUCUAUAAAGCA
Molecule: messenger RNA, 2336 nt
Organism: Monodelphis domestica (gray short-tailed opossum)
Lineage: Eukaryota; Metazoa; Chordata; Mammalia; Didelphimorphia; Didelphidae
Gene: OLFML1
Product: olfactomedin like 1
Biological process (GO): signal transduction
Source: RefSeq, a predicted model, not a curated record